AUGCUCUUCCGUGUACGCGCCGCUGCGGUAGCUGUCAUGACCUUGGCAACGUUUGUUGCUGGGUUCGCGGCACCUGGGGCAUCACUGAGUGUACCAUUGCUCCCUCAUCGAAGCGUCAACGUCAGACAGCAAGCCCAGGCCCCACAUAAUGCUACGAUGCAGUAUAUAGGCUUUUCAAACAAGUUCGCCGUGAACGUAUCAGUUGGAACGCCACCCCAGUUAAUCGGUUUGACUCUGGAUACGUCAUUCGACUACACAGUUCUCUUCUGGGGUACCUUCCAAGGCAGCGACCUCCAAGGCUACGAUGACAAUCUGUUUUUCAUGCCCCAGAACUCGUCGACAUACAAGUCUCAGAGGAACGUGACGCUGCCCAAUCUGGAGGGUCUGAAUUGGACGGUCUCGACCGACGUCCUGUCGCUGGGUGGAUACACGGUGGAAUCGCAAGGAUUCGUACUCUUGGACUCAACAUUCAGCACCGACAACCAGACGUACUUGCAGGACCUCACCAUUGACUACGCUGCCCAGAUGUCGGGCUUGCUUGCACUUGGUUCCGGAAACGACACCGCUCUGGCUCCAUCUUUCAUGAAGACGGUGUCAACACAAUGGGCAGAGCCGGUGCUGGGGAUUUACUUUGGCAACUUGGAACCUUACAUCUACACAAGUAAUUGGGAUUUCACGGGGCGCCACGUGGGCGAACUCACGUUUGGCGGGACAAACAACAGCUACUACCAAGGCAACUUCUCUUGGGCACCCAGCAGUGGCAACUUCGACGUCGAACUGCAGGGUCUGGUGGUAAACGGUCACAACAUUUCCCUGCCAGCAUCGACCACACCGACCUCUGGGGGUUUCACCCCAGCUGGACCGACCAUUGCGUCCAUUAACCCUGGGGAGGACGCCUUUCGAGUUCCAGCGGCUACUGCGGCCGAGAUAUUUGCGCAAAUCCCUGGGUCUGUGCAGUAUCUCAAAGGUCCUACAUACGGCGUCCCGGAUCGUUACAAUGGACGUUACCUCGUGCCGUGCAAUUCGUCCACAGCUGUGACCAUUACCAUUGCGGGCCUUUCCCAAGUUCUCGAGGACUCUGCCACCGUGACCGCGGCCGACGGGUGGGAUACCCCCACAGGCUCCACACAGGCCCCACAGGUCACAGGCUCAACAUCGGCUUCAACGGCGGCCCCCACUGUCACAACAAAGGCCGCAGGUGAUGCGGCCCACAAGGCCGAGUCCAGUCUCACAAUGGUCGUGCUGGCUGUCUCUCUUCUGUCGUUAGUAAUGUAG
Molecule: messenger RNA, 1275 nt
Organism: Apiotrichum porosum
Lineage: Eukaryota; Fungi; Basidiomycota; Tremellomycetes; Trichosporonales; Trichosporonaceae
Exons: 5
Coding region: 1-1275 (424 amino acids)
Biological process (GO): proteolysis
Molecular function (GO): aspartic-type endopeptidase activity
Source: RefSeq, a predicted model, not a curated record